Messenger RNA from Sceloporus undulatus (fence lizard), 2447 nucleotides. It is a transcript of the gene AMIGO3, whose product is annotated as adhesion molecule with Ig like domain 3. The transcript has a single exon. Bases 600 to 2183 code for a protein of 527 amino acids. Gene Ontology annotation, biological process: brain development. NCBI's taxonomy places the organism in Eukaryota, Metazoa, Chordata, Lepidosauria, Squamata, Phrynosomatidae. Gene Ontology annotation, molecular function: protein binding. The record is from RefSeq and is a predicted model, not a curated record.
CUGCUUUCUUUUCCAUUUCCAUUUGGGAUUACAGAGGAGAAGGGACACGCUUCUAUCUGAACCUCCUGCGGAGGAGUUGCCUAACCACAGGAUGAGAAUCCAUUUAUGGAGACUUUGGGUUCUAAGGAGCUUAGUUUGGCAAAGCAGCAAAUGGAUCUAAUGUCUCUGUUCACCAAAGUUAUUGAAACAGCAGCCCCAAAAGGACGGAAGGUUAGAUUAUCUGGAGAAAGACAGUUGGAGAGAAACCUUAUAAAUUUCCUCAAGGCUUCUGAAGUACAGCUCAAGAUUAUUUAUAUGGAUAUUCUUUUUCUUUAAAAUAAUUUGAGCAGCAAUCAUAACUAGACUCCCUGCCCAUUUAUACAACUCCUAAAAGCAGCAUAUGCUGAGCAGCAGCUGUAUGGCAGCAUUCGGCUGUAAUGCAUCUCCUUGAUACCAGUUUACCCUGAACUAGGCUCACAGCCUUCUCAAGAGCAAAAAUGAAGUUUUCAUCUCAAGGCACUAUCUGAUUUCAGUGACUCUUUCUAAUGUUGCCUAUUCAGAUGACAGUGUUCUGUGGCAGGAUAAUAUUGUGUGGAUUUUACUCUUGAUGGCGCUGUUCCAUGCUGCUGACAACGCAAGGUAAACUCCACUGUUACACAAUGAAUGUGCUGACAUUGGUUAUACCUAUUUGGAAAUUCCUUGGAAAGCUGCUAGUAUUCUUUGAACUGUGUGUUCAGUUUAGCACUUUGAAAAAUUUUUAUGUUCUUGCAAACUGUCCUGAUGGUUGUAUCUGCACUGCUGAUCUCUUGAGUUGUGCAAACCAGAGCCUUGAAGAGGUUCCUAUCACGCUGCCUCCCACAGCUAGGACUCUAGAUCUCAGUCACAACAACAUUGCUUGGCUUAAUGGUCAAUGGCUGGCUGCCUUACCACGGCUACAAACCCUCAGGAUCAACCACAAUAAGAUCAACAAUAUCACCCGGAAAGUGUUCUACAAUGUCACUUACCUUGCACAUCUGGACAUGUCCUCCAACUGCCUGCACACUGUGGAAGGGUACUACUUUGAAGGUCUUAUGAACUUGAAAGAGCUCUUGCUGUACAAUAACAAGAUUGUACAAGUUGAUCAAAAUGCUUUUGUCAAGCUAACUUGUUUACAAAAGGUCUAUCUAAGUUGGAACAGACUAACUAAAUUUCCAUUUGAAUUCAUUCAAAGACUUGAACAUCCUUAUUUGAGGACUCUUGAUCUUUCCACAAACAACCUGAGCACCAUUCCUGUUGAAGUCAUAAAGUCCUUGCCAGUGUACAUUAAAAAUGGCUUGUAUCUUCACAACAAUCCUGUGAAAUGUGACUGUUCAGUCCAUCAGAUGUUCCAGGAAUGGAAGCAUUAUAAUUUCAGUUCUGUGCAAGAUUUCAUAGAGGAACAUACUUGCAAAAUCUAUGCUCAUGAGCCACAGUCAUUAGUCAAAACCUUCAAAUAUAACAAGUAUUUUGAUCAUUGUUCUGGGAAACAAAGGAAAGAUGCUAUUCCAGAAGUGCACUACAUAGUGGGAGACUCCUUGAUAAUAGACUGCAACACAAGCCUCCAUGAGGACAAUACCACCACAUACCAGUGGUUCUCUCCUCGCUAUGAAUUAUUCACAUAUUUGAAGCACACUGAUGAGACACAUCAGCCUUUCAAAAAUGGAAGCUUAAAGAUAACAAAUGCCAAUCCUCUGCAUUCUGGAGUUUAUGUGUGCAUAGCCAUCAGUGAGAUCCAAAAGAUCAACAGGACACAUAAAAUUAAUGUCACUGUCCAGUUUGCCAAAUCAGCCGAGUCCUUCAAUACUGGCUUCACCACUCUCCUAGGAUGUGUUGUAAGCUUGGUACUGGUCCUCCUGUACUUGUACAUCACCCCAUGUCACUGUUCAAAGUGCUGCAAGAAGCCUGUAAGCCCUCCCCAGGACUGCAGUGGCCAGUCAUCGAUUCUCAGUACCACCCCACCACCCACAAAUCGCAAGAACGGUGCAAACAAGCAUGUUGUUUUCCUAGAGCCCAUCAAGGAGAGGCAGAAUGGCAAGGUCAAGCUGGCUGUCAGUGAGGACUUUCCUGACAUUAAAACCCCCAAGUUCCUGCAGCUUAAGUUGGAUACUGAAUCCACCAGUUCAGCCUUUUCUGAGCCUCCCUUCAUAUCCUACAAAGCAACUGGACAGUCGCCAGCAGAUGGGUAACAAGCAGACCCCACUGCAGCCUGCUUGGUAGCGCAAAUUUAGCACAGGGUACUUUGCUUUAGAAAAUUGCUAUGGAAUACAAGUUUGUGCUUUAGCUUUGACCCUUCAAGAAUACCAUUUUCUAUAGAAGAAACUUAUGUAUUCAUUUCCAGAAAUGCCCCGGUCCCACAAACAGGAGAGUUUUUCUUUCUUUUUAACUGCUUUGGCCAGCUACUACUUUCAUUAUGACUUGGAAAAUAAAUUCCUGAGCCCAUUCUUUCCAAC